Messenger RNA from Bombyx mori (domestic silkworm), 6290 nucleotides. It is a transcript of the gene Drat, whose product is annotated as quinone oxidoreductase. Bases 360 to 1502 code for a protein of 380 amino acids. Gene Ontology annotation, molecular function: oxidoreductase activity. The record is from RefSeq and is a predicted model, not a curated record. NCBI's taxonomy places the organism in Eukaryota, Metazoa, Arthropoda, Insecta, Lepidoptera, Bombycidae. The transcript is spliced from 5 exons.
UUUACAGACGCUGACCAUGUUGAAGAUUCAAAAUGUACGUUAAAUUAAAUAUAUGUUAAAUUAAAACAAAUAGUAGGGAAAAUUCGGAGCUUUGUCGUAUUGCCAAUAUAAACACGUUCUGUUUUACGGUAUUGUUUAAAAUGACAAAGAAUGAGUUCCUUUUUAUUUGUUAAAAUUGUGAAAUAGAUUUGUGCACGGAACGGCAGUGACGUCAUGAGACUGUCAUUUAAUCGUGUAAAUAAAAUAAAACUUGUAUUUAAAAAUUAUCCCGCGGCGACAAACGUCGCGUUGAUCAGUGAUUUCGUUGCUUAUUGAAUAAUCAGUCACUUGAAACGGAAUCAUCGAGAAAUAGCCGCAAGAUGAGCAAAUUGUGCAAACAAGUGUCGAUCGAGUCUCCCGGACCGACCAUAAAGGAAUGUGUCUUUAGCUUUGACGUGCCAGUACCAGACGUGCCCCUCUACGGAGCUAGGAUUAGAGUUGUGUACGCUGGAGCGUGUUACCGGGCUAACAGAACAAGAUCGACUUCAGUGUGCAGUACUUCUUCUGUGUCUUCCAUAGGCAGCUUUACUGGGGAGAUGGAUGGUUACGCUCAUACCACGAUUCCCGCCCAUAUCGGCAUAAGAGACGGUGCGUUAUUCCCUGGCUAUGAAGUUGCGGGCAUUAUUGACGCCAUAGGAAAGGCUGCCGAACGUACUGAUGAACUCAAGGAAGGAGCAAGAAUCGUUCUGUACCCUUACGAAGGGGUACCGCAUGGUUAUGCCGAAUAUAUAGUGGUGCCCGACUUCAAAUGUUUGGUGCCGAUACCGGAUCAAUUGCCAUUAAGCAUAGCCGCUAUGCUACCGACUGGCGCUUUGUUGGCCAUGAAUACAGUAGUAUCGGCCAGUGAAUGUUUAAAGGUGGCUUUAGAAGGACCUGCAAAGAAGGACAAAACGACUGUCCUAAUUGUAGGAACUGGAGGCUUAGCCUUGUGGGCUCUACGCCUUGCCACGUACUAUUUCAAGCGCGAAGAGUACAAUGAUCGCAUUAGUAUAGCUGUAGCUACGCUUAAGGAUGAAGGAUUUUUAUUGGCGAAGGAGUGUGAGGAGGUCAACGUCGUGCAAUGGAACGAAGAUUUGUAUGAGAAACAGUUGAUAGAACGUACUACAGACGCGUGCGGUGGACCGGUCGAUGUGGUACUCAACUUUGGCACCACUUCUCGAUCUUUGCACCGUUCACUGCAGUGCUUGGCCCCUGAAGGUGUGGUCCUCGUGACCGAAGAUGUAGGCGAGAGACUCCUGUCCAAGUUCGCGAAGAAGGCUGAAGAUCUCAGCGUCAGUGUUGUGGUUGUGCCCAACGGGACCAUCGAACAGCUGAAAGAACUGGUGUCACUAGUCGCACGCGGGGAUAUCGAACCCCCUCCGCACUCGGUGUACCCAGCUGAGGAGGCAGCAGAGGUCGUGCGAAAACUUUGUAAUUCAGAAAUAAAGGGACGAGCCAUAUUGAAAUUUCACAACGUGGAGUAAGCCGUCAACUAAAUUAAUAUAAGUUACUACUUGUUAAUGAUUGUGAUUGUUAUUUGGUACGCGUAAAACAUUGAGUAUAAGACGUAGUUGGUGUAUUUUGUGGGUUCCGUCGCGUAACAAACAGGUGGUAAGCACGCUCGAUGCGAUGUAUAGAAAUAUAUCGUUAACAUUAAACUACUGUCACCAAAAAUAUAUUCAUUAUUUCUCGACUGUGUAUUCUACUGUAAAGAAAUGUGAAUAAACAUAAUUAACAUAGAUGUUGAUUAAAAAUAAUAAUUAUGAGUAAUGUAUGUGUUACUCAUAAAAAAAUUGUUUUAAAAUAUUAAUAGACUUUACUAAAAGAAAUAUUUAAAGUCAAUUUUAUAUUGCCUUUGAUUUAAAAAAAAAUGUGUUUCGGAAAUGAGUACUGUUUAAAUGGUAGUGUUUACAAAAUUACUCAUGCCAAUCAAAAUAUUGUAGUUUAUGUGACUUACAAUUUGAUUGUAUAUGCAUAAUAUAUUCUCAUGAUGUGAUGUAAAAACUUUCAAAUGAAAAAAAAAAGUUCUACCUCAAAGUAAAAUCUAAAAAUAAUGUAUUAUAAUAAAAAUUAAUAGUUUUAAUACUUUAGAUUCACAAAUAGUAAACGAUAAUUUAGAUUAGAAAGUUGCAGUAGAGUAAUCCUGUGUUUUAUAUAUAAAAUAUAAAAAAAUAAAAUUAUUAAAAAAAAACUUUGUAAGAGCUUUGUUCGAUUGUCAUAAUAAUAUCCAUUUAUAAUAAACUAUAAUUAAAAUAAGUAUUAGAGUCCAAAAAAUUAUUAGUUGUUGUUUCUUAGAUUUUUUGCUUUAUCUUUUUUUCCAAAAAGAGGUUAUAUUUUAGAAUUAUCUAGUAUUAACGUAUAAUGAUGUUAGAAAAAUAAGAAUGAAUAAUAAUUUUCAUAAAUAUUCAUAAGUUUUUAUUCUGUUUUAAAUAUAUAAAGCUAUUAAUAACAAAAAAAUAUAAAUUAUUAGUUUUAUGAGUAAUUUUAGAUUAAAUGUUUUAUUUUAUUCAGACAUCUCAUUAUGCCAAAAAUGUAAUAUAAUAUUGUGGAUAACUGUAUGUUUUUGACAUCUAUGUUUGGAUAUAUUCUCUAUAACUUUUCAGUGUGCCAUUAACUUAACGUCUAUUGACCUUAUCAAUUGACGGAGCUCUAAAUAGAGUACGUGUGCUUCUUAUAUUGUUACGAUGAUAAAUGUUUGCUUAGUAAUAUUAUUCAAUGUCACACAAAAAACUUGAAUUCUAUAAAUUUUAAAAUAAUAACUGACGUAUACCCCUAAAAUUUAACUUUUAAAGUAUUAUAGUAAAUGCGUAUAUGUUACGUGACGACAUAACGACUUUGACGAAAGCCUUUUAAAAACAGUUUAAUAGUCAUUGAUAAGUAGAAAUGAAUCACUGUCGGGCGUCAAUAACAAUCAUGACGUCGAGACGUGAGAAGCUAAAAGUUUUAUAAAUGUGUUAUUCUCUCGUUGAAUUUUUAUAUGUUUAGCACGCUUCGCUCUCAACUAUGAUAAUUGUCGGUGUAGCCUUCUAAGGCGGUUCGUUAGAAGAUAGUGGCCCACUGAGUUUCGCGCCGGAUCUUCUCAGUGGCUCGCGAUUCCGAGGCGGUGCUAGAUUCUGUGAGGCAUUGCUCUUGUUAGGGCUAGUGUUAGUAAAUUGUUUCAGAAGCCCGUGAUUUCACCAACCCAUGAGACAGACCCAGACAUAAUUAAAAAACACUUCGGAAAACUAUAUCUCCCUGCAGGAAAAGGUCCUUGUCUAUCUUUUCACAUAUAUAGCUCUAUUUUUCUCUCUCUUUGAUCGUCUCUUUGAUCGAUAUCCUCGCCGAAGCACUAAAUUAAAAAAGCAGAAAAUUCGAUACCCUAUUAUAUUGACAUACAUCAUCUCUAAGAAAUAGUUAAAGGUUGAAAAAAGCUUUCGGUAUAUUUAAAAACAAAUAGGUUUGAGAGCUAAUAUCUCUAAGUAUGUAUUCCUUAAGAAAAAAGAUGUAUUUACAGGCGAAUAAAAGUGGAAAAGCCAAAAUAUAAAGCUAAGGAUUGUGUUUAAAAGUACUUUUCUCAGCAGUAGCAGUCUUAUUUGUAUAUUAUUCAUAUUAUUCCAUUGGACAGCGCUAUUGAGGAAGGCGUAAUCUAAAUCGAUCGUGUAUUCGUGAAAUAUAGGUAGUCUUUUUUUGUGGCUUAAGCGAAUAUUCCAAAAAUGAGUUGAAAUAAUUUCGCUAUAUCCCCGGGGGACAUAUUCAUGUCGUCGGUUUUUGCCUUUGCCACUGUUACAUGGUACUGUUACAUAUUUUACAGGUUCAUAAGGAAAACACAAAGUAGCAAUAAAAAAAAAGCGAUUGAUUUAUAAAUAUUCUAUUUUCAUCGGUACAAAAUUAAAUGCCUUAAAAUAAUCUCCUAAAUGUUUCACACCUUUGAAAAGAGAUAUUUUACUUUUUAAAAUAGUAUUUUUUCUAAAAUUAAACAAAAUAUUUAAUCUAAGUAGCAUUAAUUAAGCAUAACUUAAAAAAUACAAAAAAAAUGAAAACAUUGAAAUAAUUGUUAAUUUUUACACUGUAAAAGUAUUGCUAUUUUUUUAUUGAUAUGUCCCUACACGCGGCAACGGUGUCUAUUCUAGUAUGAACAAUUAUACUGGACGGCUCUAUGUCGAUCGGUGGACAGGCCAUUGGUUUUUCCAAGAGUUCAAAGUUCAAAUAUCUGGAUUAACGCACGAUGAUGAAGAUGUGCUUGCAUUUUUGAACUUGAUUGUUUGCUCGAAAGGGUGGACUAGACUAGUGUAUACACUGAAAAGCCCCACCAGUACGUUGACCUGUGUCUUGGCCGAUGAUAGCGUUAGAGCUAGACUCGUCCAACACCAGUGAAAAUGGACUACGUGGAAGGUCACGGGACUCUGGUCGAGGAUGUAGUUUGCGCCAACCUCGACAUGAUAUCGCGUUUUGUUACGUGUCUGCCGUCCAUUAACUUACGAAUCUUGAAAAUGUAUUUACCGCCAAUUAAAUGUGCAAACGAAAUAAUUUGCAAUAUGUGAUGAUACAUUGUUGCCGUAUGUAGCGCCCAUAUCUGAACUGUACGAGUAGACUUUCAUAUUUAAUUUUGGUGAAAACUUAUACUGUCGGAGAUAAGUGCUCAUUUUUAAAGCGAAAAAUGGAGCGUAUCAUUUUUUUCUAAUAAAUAUUUUGUCAAAGAAAAUUAAUUUUUAAACAGAAGUAAUUCGUAAAAGUCACUGUCUAUUUUUUUUAGAAUAUGCAUAAUAUCGUGAUUGUGAUUUUCAAUGUGUUGUGAUUAUUGUUUUAUGAAAUAUAUUAUUAUUAUUAUGAUAAUAGUGUUUGUAUUACUCGAUUAUAUUCUUGUGUUACAUCAAAGAAUAUAAAGUAUUGACGUCAUGACUUGAAUUGUAAUUGUUAAACGAGAAAGAUCAACAUUUGAAUAGGUACCCAUUGAUUAUUGUAAUAGGAUGUAAAGUUAAUAAUUCAUGUGAUUGCGCACAACAUAGCAUCAAUACAGGCGACCUAGUUUUUAACUGAAUUCCAAUAAACGAAUCUGUAAUUUAUUACGAGUGUGGACAAAGCCAACGCGCUCUAGAUGUUCUAGCAAGGUUUCACUGGCCUUAUGUAAUGUUAUCUUUCAACGUCGUUUUCACGGACUUGAAUACGUCCGAAUAACAUUAAAACUUCAAACCACAAACGCAUCAAUGACUAAUGACAAUAUAAUAAUUUUAUUACUUCUCUCUAAUGUUCUGACCGGUGUCGACAGGAUAAAAAAAUGAAAAUAAUUGGUAUUUUGUUUAGUUUAUAAGCUAUGUUGUUAUUUAUUGUAUUAGAAAACCAAUAACAAAACACUAAAAAAGUACGCACUAAUAAAAAAAAAUCAAUAAAAUUUUAUAAAAGUCAUUCAAGUGUUAAAUAAACAAGUGGAACUAAAUAAAUUUUAAUAAUUCUGACAAUUUUAUCCGGUAUUUAGGUAUAUUAAUAACAAUGCAUGACGUCACAUGUGGUUAAUCGUUGUAAAUUAAAUUAGUAUAUUAUCUAUAUGGUUAUAUCGUCAUGUGCUUGGCGUGGUACGAGUACAUGUUACGGUGCGCUUUCGGUGUUCAUUUCAAAUUCAAUUAUUUCUCUUAGUUUAAUUGUGGUUAACGGAGCCACUGCUACCCAUCGGACAUGGAGUCUGUAGUAAAGUAAGUGUCGAUUGUAAAGUAUGGGUUGCCCCACCCUUAAAACCAGUGUGAUUAGUGCGAGUUUUUUAACGUUCUCAAUAGCGUAAAAGUUAACUCACAGUUGUAUGCAGUUGGAACAGCGCCCCUAGCGGCAAACGUAAGCAAACGUUCGAUCGCGAUACAAAGUUAACUUUUACGCUAUCGAGAACGUUAAAAACUCGCACUACGCACACAUAACGCAUGACUAUACCGCCUAUACUGGUGGUAGAAACGAGUAUGGGCUUACGGCGCCCCCUAGCAUUAGUAGUUACGCAAAUUAUAUUUUCUGCGUUUUUGUAUUUUACACAAUGUUAUUCCUUCGUCGUGGAAGCCUUCGUGAACAUGAGUUCAGUGCGUACUUCACUAUAACAAUUGGUACCUUGCUGCGGUAUUUGAUCACCGGCACAUUCGCAUCGCUCGAUAUCACUACACCGGCGGUCUUAUUUUUUAUACUCCAAAAUUGUCAAAUAAGUUUACUUUCGAAAGUAUUAAAGUUAACCUAAGAUUUAUAAUAUUUGUUUUAUUACUUUAAUAAUGUAACCUAUUUUAAUAAUGUGAUGUGAAUUUAAAUAAAAUCAUUUAUCGUUA